Molecule: messenger RNA, 3873 nt
Organism: Scleropages formosus (Asian bonytongue)
Lineage: Eukaryota; Metazoa; Chordata; Actinopteri; Osteoglossiformes; Osteoglossidae
Product: proline and serine-rich protein 2-like
Exons: 4
Coding region: 285-2429 (714 amino acids)
Source: RefSeq, a predicted model, not a curated record
UUGCUCGAUGUACCGUGCGGCGACGCUCCUGCACUACAACUUGCGGACACUCGGUGUGUGUUCGGUUUCGGCGGAGUUUUGCUCCGCAAACUGCCGUUUAUUCGCGUCUUCUUGCCAAAACAGCUCGGCAUCGUGUCUUGUGGACCCUCUCGAUCAUUUCUAUAUUUCCCUUUUAUGAAAAGGACUGUGUUUGUACUGUUGAAGGGAAAAAUAUAGCAGACACGCUUGGAGAAACACGAUGCACUCGUUCCCUGGUGCGAGAACCAACCUGGACCUUUCAUGAGAUGCCUGCAACCCCGCGCUCCUCUGGUUUCUGUUCACAGCCCAUGGACCUUGACGCACCGUCCACCAGAGAGCCCCGCUUCGGAGUCAGUGGGAAAGGAAGGGGGGUUCAAGGAACCCCUCAGCACCAGUACCGGCCCGGCGAGAGCGAAACGCUUAAGUUCCUCAGCCGAGAGGAAAGGGAGUGCAUCAUGUUCUUAGAAGAGACCAUCGAUUCUCUGGAUCAUGACCUGCAGGACCCAGUUUCAAAGCGAUCUUCUGGAAACAUCCCGACAGUGGGCCAGCGCUCACUUAGUCCCAAGGAGCAGGAUAUCAUCGACCUGGUUCAAAACCAGCCCAAUCCAAGAAGAGAUGUCCUGUACAAUCCUAGUCCACCAGACUUUCAGGCUAUGGUUUUGCCUCCAGAAGCACAUUUUGGAAUGUGGGCACAACAUGGGCCAACCGAGAACUUCCACCAUGAUUUUAAAUUGCCUAGCAGCCUGAACUCCUCUGCACCUCCUGAGAACAUGAGCUCCACGAGCCACCCACUGUACCAUCCUGCUGGUUUGGUCCCCACCCCGGUCAUCAUUGCCCAUAAAAUAGCAGAGCACCAGAAGGUGGGUGGUGGCACUGUUCCCUCUACUGUGCUCCCUGACCGGCAUCACAGCCUGGACCACACCACCCCUGAUCAUCCUGUCAAACAGGGCCCACCCACUGCAGUCAAGCCCAACCGUUACCCUAGUAAUAUCAACAUCGUCAGAGCUAGGAAAGAUGUGAACAAAGGCAUCACUGCACCAUCUGUCCAGGAGCUCAAGGCACAGGUGUUAACACACUUGACAGGGCAACACAACCUGGAAGAAUCACACGUGAGGAGCAUCCCAAGUUGGAGUUCCUCAUGUCGGGACCCAGACCCAGAAAAGUCCAGAAUGGAGGCUUUGUCCAAGCUAGGCCUUACUGCGGACCGCCCACCCUCAGGCAAAUGGUCCAAUGCUGUGGUGAGCACAAACCAACCCGGAAUUUCUGUAAACAACAUUGGUUACGCUGACAGCAGUCCAGAACCAGUUCCUUCUUCAAUAGUUUCUACUAGCAAGACGGACACGUCCAGCACUGACUUCAACAGCUACGGAAGGAAAACCAGAGUCUUGUCUACAUCAUCUUCCGUAAAGCGCAACACCGACGUUGACCAUCUCACUAACUUUGACAGCAGACCUGCCACAGUCUCCCUUCCAUCAGAUUCUGGUUUUACAAAGACCGAGAUUUCCACCAGCAGCUAUGGAGGCAAAUCCAAAGUCAUGACUCCAGCAUCUUCCAUAAAAUAUGAUCCUGACAAUCAUCACCUCAGUGACUCUGACAACAUGCCCACGACAGUGUCUCCUGAUUUCACUUCCAGUGUCCUGAAGACUGAGGUUUUGGGAAACAGCUAUGGCGGCAAAUCCAAAGUCAUGAUUCCAGCAUCUUCUAUAAAGUAUGAUCCUGGCAGUCACCACCUCAGUAACUCUGACAACAUGCCCACAACAGUGUCUCCUAAUUCCACUUCCAGUAUCUUGAAGACUGAGGUUUUGGGAAACAGCUAUGGCGGCAAAUCCAAAGUCAUGAUUCCAGCAUCUUCUAUAAAGUAUGAUCCUGGCAGUCACCACCUCAGUAACUCUGACAACAUGCCCACAACAGUGUCUCCUAAUUCCACUUCCAGUAUCUUGGAGACUGAGGUUUUGGGAAACAGCUAUGGUGGCAAAUCCAAAGUCAUGAUUCCAGCCCCAUCCGUAAAGAGAGAAGUAACUACCCACUACUCCGAUGAGCACUAUGGCAUCCCCAACACAGUGGCCUAUCCAUCAAAUGCCACCGAGGCCUUAAGCAACAGCUACGGGGGUAAAUCCAAAGCCAUCGGUUCUUCAGUGGCAUCCACAGCUAAGACCGAGACUAAAGUUGCAGCCAGUAACCCAGAUACUGUGAUGAUUCCCAGACAAAAGUCCACUGUGCCUAAUGCAACCUCCGCAGGACUGUCAAGCAAACUAAACUCUAGGCCCCAAGAGACUCCAGUGUCUUCAGACCCAAGAGUCACUCCCAAGUCAUCAUUCCGUCUUCAGGGGGUCUCGGUGCAGUUCUCAGGGCGUGAAAAUACAGACAAAUCCCGUGAACAGGCUCUACGUACACUCGGACUUCUGAAUUAAAGAAUCUGAACAAAUCCCUUUGUUCUCUCUUCCAUGAUAACAUCUUGACCCAAACCUUUCCUUCUGCAACCCAGUUUCUUCAAGGGUUAAUUGAAGAGUUUGAUGGUUGUACCUGUCAUUCUGCAUCUGAAGAUACCUUAGGGUUGGGGACCUUCUCGUUUCCAAAGUGCCUUCCUUCACACUCUACACCCAUCUUGCAGUGCUCCAAAAACUUCAAAACCCUGCUUACUGUCCGUUCCAGAUGCUCAAUUCAACAUUUCAAAAGUUUCUUUGAUAACUCUUUUCUACAGCUUUACCUGAAAUUAAGUUGCACAUAUUUAUCCUAGAGUUGAAGAAAUAUCGUUAGUGGCCACCAUCGCAAAAUAGGGUUGGUUGAUGUAAUGCACUCUGUAUUGUUCUCUGAGAUGUAUGUUGCUUUGGAGAAAGCAUCUGCUAAAUGAAUAAAUGAAAAUGAACAACUCAAGAACUCAACAGAAAAGGGUUCCACUACUUGAAUACAGGCACAAGGCCUUGACCUCAACAGUCCCACCAUCGUGCACCCACAGCCACAUAGGAUGGAGCAUCUAGUCUUGAUCCACAAGGACACUUUUUGUCCAGUCGGAAUGGUUGCAGUGAGAGGUAACCAAUAUGGAAGGUGAAAGAGAAACUGGUUCACUUUGAGCACCACUAAUCACCAGGAUAUCUAGAGACAAAUGUGAAAGAUGAUGCUCCUUUGGAAGUGUCUCUGUGUCUGGAAUUUCCACAACUGAAAGCUUAAGAGUUGAGACGUUCUAGGAUGCACGUGAAGACGUAUCCUGCAGAGGAAAGGCAUGCUGACGCUUCUCCGAAUUCAUCAUUACAAAGACCUGUCCCAGGCACAAAACCAAUAAAACAUCCAUAUAUAUUCUUCUCAUUCAGUACAUUUGUAGCAACACCAUGUAUUUAAAUUGUUUGUGAUACUUUGCAUGAUCAGAUGAGCCAAAGGGUUCAGGACAAGAACUUGCAAGUAUGGACUUCAGUAGUACCUCCCAGGAAAACGAUUACAUAGGUUACGAUGCUAUGGACCAGAGAUCAGCCAAUGGACUGGACUGAGCUCUUGGGUCAUUUUUUUUGAGGGGGGGGGGGCAUACCACUGUGUAACUCCUGUACUGCUGUUCCCCUGGAUUUUGGUGUAGGACACCUUCACAGCAUGUAUCACUUUGCUCGAUAUUCAGUUUGGUUCAAUUCAAUCCAUAUUUUUACAUAGAGUGCUCUUCUCACCGGAGUGACGCAGAGAGCGGUACAGGAUUGAAACACAAAUUCAGUGAUAAUCGAAUGAAUUAUGCCAACAAAAUAGUGGUUUAACUCUUUUCCAGUAACUUGCAGGGGUGCUGUUCCUGACUCUAAUAAUUCUGUAGUUUAUGGUAUUCGAUUUAUAGUUUCAGUUGUGUGGUCUCUUUAUGUAAACUGAUUUAUUUUCACUUCA